UGGCUCAAGAGAAGAAGGGCUACCACGAGAAAUGGCUAGUCUUGAUAGCAGCCUUUUGGUGCCAGCUCUUCAGCGCGGGAUUUGCAACUGUCUGGGCAUCUACUAUGUGGAAUUUUUGGAGUCGUUCGAAACGAGCAGGGGUAUUGUGAGCUGGACUACAUCUAUAUGUAGUGGCCUUGUGUUCGGAGCAGGACUUUUUGUUGGGAUGGUCAUCGAAAAAUACGGCCCAAGGAUAUGUACUGCGGCAGGUGGCUUGUUGUGCUUCAUCGGCCUCUUGUCGUCUGCAUUCGCUGAACACAUUGCCAUCAUCUACUUGUGUUUUGGUGUAUUCACAGGAACAGGAGCAUGUUUGGUGUGUCUGUCUUCCUUCGUUGCAUUAGGCCAACACUUUGACAAAGGCAGGGGCGCAGCUUCUUCACUGGCUGUCGUGGGUUCGGGCCUUGGUGGAUUGCUUUUCCCUGUGGUUCUGCGGCCUAUUAUUGACUGGUUUACCUGGCGAGGAUCAAUGAUAAUCAUGUCUGGUCUAAUGCUUAACUUGUUGCCGGCAUCUAGAAUGUUUGUAGUACCAAAACCCAAACCAGACAUUCCACAGGCAAAAGAAGACAGCAAAACGCCGAGAAUAUCGCUGUGCAGUGAUGGUAUGUGGAGAAAUCCUUCAUUUGUCUGCUACGCCAUUAUAUGCCCUAUAAUUUCCAUUGGCUACCAAUAUGCUUACAUUGUGAUAGUUGACCUGGGCAUUCUGCUAGGAUUUAACAAGAUUCGAAGUACGUUUUUGCUUACUUAUAUGAGUUUAUCCAGCACUAUGUCAUCUCUCUGCUUUGGGUGCGUGCUGAAAUUACUUUGGAACCAAAAUGUGCUGUUAUUUAAUGUUUGCCUGAUCUCAAUGAGUGUGGCCAUGUUUGCCUUUCCCUAUGUGACGUCAUAUGAGACUCUUGUGGUCGUCUCGGCCUUGUAUGGUGUUGCUAUUGGAGGAAUCAAUGGCCUGUAUGCUGUCGUCACGGCAGACCUCUUAGGUCUCAAGCGUUACUCCAUAGGACUCGGCAUUGUGUGUACAGUCUUCGGUAUAGGUUACCUCCUUAGCGCACCGGUGGCAGGUGUAAUUAACGACUUUACAGGCACAUAUAACAUUGCAUUUUAUGUGGCGGGAUCCCUUUGUGCUGGCUGCGCAGCAUUAUUUGGUGUGGUACGAGGAAUUCAUAAUCGUCGAUUAAGAUCUUCCGAAGGCACAAUGAGUGGAAUGGUAGAAAACUUGGAGCUGACGAUAUCUUAGACACCGAUACAUAUUACAAACAUACUACCCCAGUGUACAUUUUAUAUAAUGUGAUUGUGUGUCUUCACUCCCAUCUGACAAUGUUCUGCAAGUAACAGGGGAGUAUUGGGUUCCAACUCUUUUGUCAUUAAAGAUAAAAACAGUCCUAUUGUGACAUGUGACUUACAUAGUAACUAAUUAAAACGCUAUCUGGGGUAAAAUGGCAAGUGACCAGAUUUCACGGAUUUGUGAACUAUCACUUUAUCGUCACUGUUCUAGUUUCACUCUGUGCUGUAAUCUUUUAAAUUGGGAGAAAUGCUAGGCAGUCUUUGUUGAUAUUUAUAUACCGAUCACCAGUCUCAUCAUUUUCCAGCAAGACAUAUGACACCUAUUAGGAGAUCCUCAAUUUUUGUCUAUUGUUCUUCUACUGUAAGUGACUUUGUGAAACGUUUUGAUAAGUGUCUUAGUAAAUGUGGUCAAAAUUAGUUGCCUAACAUUUUGGCACGUCACACGAUGCAGUUAGGACUUUAUACCCUUAGUACUGAAAGAGUUCGACACCCAUGUUUAUUUAAUAUUUUACUUGACCAGAAACCUGCAUUUGGGAAACAAGCAUUUAUUUGAACAGAAACCUCUAUUUAAGAAACAAGCUUUUUAUGAACUCAACGUUACAGGGGACAGUUAUUUUAAGAGAAACUAUUUUCUUCUAUUACGUGUGUGUGUUUUUUUUUUUAUUGGUAAUCAUGAAUGAGAUUCAUGUUUUUGUAUUUGAUCCGUGAGUUUGUACUUGUUUUGCCUGCUUUGUAAUAGUUUAUAAUAUAGACCUUGGAUCCGUUUUUACGGUACUACAUUGACAACCAAAACUGUGGAUGUUACGUUGACACUAUAUGCACGUAACGCUAUGUUUAGUUUGUGAAACUGAGUAACCUUUCUGCGCAGUAGAUUUUCGUACAAAACACCAUGCUACCAUUUGAUUAUGCGUAUUUGAUUUAUUUGAUUGAUUUAUUUCCAUAUAUUACUCGGACAAAUACUGUCACGUCACCAGUUUCUGUGCGCUCACUGGUCUUAAAUCAUUUCAACGUAGCCAAGGUUGUUAUGGAAUGGUUUUUAUACCUCAGUUGAUGUGAAAUUUGUAUACGACAAAUAUACCAUAUUAGUAUAUACUAAGUGGAAUAAGAUGAUGUAAAAAACGCAUAAACUGAACGCUCACGUUUCCGGCGCUAUAAAUAAAAGGGAUCAGUGACGUAGAAAAAUCAGACCAUGAUUACCGUAAAUACUCUAAACUGGUAGUAGUACUCAAUCAGUAGACGAUAUUCUCACGGUAAGGCCUUCUGUUCUACUGCCGAUACUAUAUUUUGCCACUGUGUGAAAUGAAUUUCUCAAGGAGAUUUCUUUUCGUAAAAAAAGAUUUUCAACGUCACUGCGUCUCACAAGUCCACCGUUUCCAAUACACUGAAUGCGGAUUGUCGUGAGUUUCUUCGGGCAUAUUUCCUCCCAUCAUUAUGCUGGCCGCCAUCGUGUAAAUGAAAUAUUCUUGAGUACUGCUUAAAACUCAAAUCAAAUAAAUAAAUAAAAUUAACAUCCUGACUGUAUGUUAUGACAGUAAAUCACCAUGGUGUCAUCAAUUGUGAAUGUAAUAUUAUAUGGUCUCAUAGCGCAAAUAUAUUCCCGCGAAAGGUCAUUUAGUAAAUGGAUUUAGUAGUUGGCAUCUGCAGGUGCAUGAAAUAAAACAAAGAUUGUGUUAAAAUAUAGAAUGUAAAAUAAGUGGUAUAUUUUCCCCAAGAAAUAAGGGCAAUAUGUUUAAGAAUGUCAACAUUAUGUAAAAACGAUUUUGAGUACCAGUAUAUUUUUCGUUUUGGUUCCUUGUGUGUUAAAUCUGAUCGGUUAGGGUCUGAUCGGUUAGGUAACGCUCGUCAUUUUCAAACUGUAUCUAAUACCGCUUAACCUGGGGCUAGAGGCCUUAAAGGUAGCCAUGCUCAUUACAUCAGCAUGGUGCCUUUAUGAACAGUUGCAAUUAAAGCGCCACUGAGAUACUUGUUUAAUUGUUAUUUGACCUGGAACUCAUUCACGGACUACGAAUUUGAACUUUGAUAUGGAAUUCAUGCCUGGAAUAUUCAUUGUCUGCCCGGCAUCAUUGAAAACUGAUGACAGCUUCUCUCUUGUGUGUUACCGGCUUUAUUUCUUAUUUGUAUAAUUUCUUACAUACCUUUGUCUUUGGGGGUUGGUGUUAAACGUUGUUUUGGAAAUGGAUCUUGCGAUUAUCGACUUGGAACGCCUUUCACGGA
Liolophura sinensis is the source of this 3531-nucleotide messenger RNA. Its product is annotated as monocarboxylate transporter 13-like. The record is from RefSeq and is a predicted model, not a curated record. The transcript has 4 exons. Gene Ontology annotation, molecular function: monocarboxylic acid transmembrane transporter activity. Gene Ontology annotation, biological process: transmembrane transport. The coding region runs from base 32 to 1270 and encodes 412 amino acids. NCBI's taxonomy places the organism in Eukaryota, Metazoa, Mollusca, Polyplacophora, Chitonida, Chitonidae.